This is a messenger RNA of Clupea harengus (Atlantic herring), 3766 nucleotides long. RefSeq names its product thioredoxin domain containing 11 (gene txndc11). NCBI's taxonomy places the organism in Eukaryota, Metazoa, Chordata, Actinopteri, Clupeiformes, Clupeidae. The record is from RefSeq and is a predicted model, not a curated record.
GCUCUGCCUAGGCGGAAGUGUUAAGACUACGUGGGGAAGAAAGGUUGGUCCAAUAUGUGUUUGAGAAAUCGUAUUAUUACUGGCGGGUCAAUGAUUUAGAAACCCGCCGUUCAUGAGUGCCAGGGCCCCUUCCCACCCCUUUAGGCAAAUGUUGGCACACCGUGCGCACCGGGGCGAAUAAAUGGGAGGGACGGCGCGAGAUCUGUAAUGCUGCGCCGGUCGCGGGUGUAUCUCCGGCAGGUGGUGAAUCUGAUGGCCCAGAGACCGGGUCUGUUCUGUGGAGCCAUCCUGCUAAGCGUCCUCCUUAUAUUAGCGGUCAAAUUUACCUGCAGCCGGGCGAAGAAUGUGGUGGCCCAGGCGCCGGCCCCAGUGCGCUUCUUCGCGGCGGAGGCCCCGGUGGUGGACCUGUACCUGGGUCAGCUGGAGCAGGUGGAGCGGCUGAGGGCGAUCGCCGAGGUCUCGCUGGUCUUCUUCUACGCGCCGUGGUGCGCCCACUCUAUGAGCGCCCGCGACCAGCUCCAGCACGUGGCACAGCGCCUCGGGAAAGAGGUGCUGUUUGUGGCGGUGAACUGUUGGUGGAACCAGGGGAAGUGCCGACGACAGAAGAACUUCUACCAGUACCCCGUUAUCCACCUCUACUAUAGAAGGUUUGGGCCCAUUGAGUAUAAGGGCCCCUUCACUGCUCUCUAUGUGGAGAGGUUCAUCCAGAAGGUCAUCACCCCUCUAACGUAUCUCCCAUCCAGGGCCAUCCUCAAGGACUUCCUCUCCUACCACGAGCCAGGGGUGGUGGGGUUCUUUGAGUUCAACUCCUCUCCUCAGCCUCCCGGCUACAUCACCUUCCUCUCCUCGGCUCUACAAGCUCUCAAGAGAGAUUUUCAGGGGGUGGUGCGUUUUGGCGUGGUGACCAAUAGGAGGGUAGCGGAGGCCAUCUCUGUCCAGGAGGAUGAGACGGUGUAUCUGCACAGACACUUCAACUCCUCCCUGAUCUUCCCGCGCUGGGAGCGUAACUUCACGGCGGAGGGCAUCUGCGGCUGGGUGUUCCAGCACCGGGAGAGCGUGCUGCCCUGGGUGCCCUCGACCGGGGCCAAGAGCCGCGGCCUGGAGCAGGAGCUCCUCAAGGGGCCCGCCCUGCUGCUCUUCCUGCCACAUGACCCGCUGGCAGCCAAUCACCCGCUGCAGGAACAGAUUGCGGACAUUGCUGUGCGUUAUCACUCCUGUUGCGAGGACUCCAUCUCCCGGGACACUAAGGGCCGCCGCAGACUCCCCCGAGUCCCGCCUGGUCCGCUCUGCUGCAACACUCUGGUUCUGCCCGGCUGGAGCUCCGUGUCCGGUUCCGCCCAGAACGUCUGCGAGCUCUGCCUGAACCGCUCCGUUGGACCUGCGGCGUCUUCGGCUUCCCUGGACGGGACCGGGAUCGGGGACCGUGGCGGUUCCCGACGCUGCUCCGUCCUCGAGCUGGAGGCGGCGUUGGAGUCCUACCUGCGCCACCUUUCCGUUUCGGGGGGCCGCCUUACCCCCCACGCCCACACGCACUCGCCCCUGCUCCUCGCCCCCACCUGCAGCAAUGUCCGCAACACGUACAGCCCCUUCAGCCACUACAGUGCCUGCUGCCGCCCCUUGCUGUCUGAGGCGGGGAACCGCACAUGGCCUUCGGACGGGUCGGUAGGGCGGCCCUCCCCAAUCGAACUUCCCUCUUCCGCGCCCCCUCCCUUUGCCUUCGUGCCCAAGGCCGAUUGCCCGCUGGGCGAUGGAAUCGCGGGGCUUCGUUGUCGGACUAACAAGACGUUGCGGUUCUAUCUGCUAGACUCGCACCUGCACUGGGAGCUCGCUGCCCGGCUCGGUGCGAUUGGGAACCAAAACGCCAGCGAUCGGAUGUUCGUUGCGAUCGUCGAUCUCGAAGAUGAGACUCACUAUGUUCUGGAUCACAGAGGAGGCUUCACCGAGUCACUAGAACCCUUCAUCCAGAACUUCAGCACAUCUCACAGUCAUUUAAAGAGGCAUCUAGUGGGAGACAGAAGACCUCAACCCUCACAGUCCCUCAUCCAGGAAGUCACAACAGACACCUUCCUGGACACGGUGAUGGACCCCAAAAGGGACGUGUUACUCCUGUACUAUACCGACUGGUGUGGUUUCUGCUCCGUGUUGAACCACGUCCUCAUCAAGCUGGCCAGACUGCUCCAGAACAACAGCAGGCUGACCGUGGCCAGGGUGAACGUUGCCAGUAACGACCUGCCCUGGGAAUUUAUGGUGGACCACUUUCCAACCAUCCUGCUCUUCCCUAGACACAGGAAGCAACUGAGUGUGAAGUUCCCCGACGACUCCCGCUUCACGCUCCCCAACCUGCUCCGCUUCGUCCUGGCGCACACCAGCGACGACCCUCGCCCUGCGAAACCCACCCCCCGCUCAUCUUCAUCAUCCUCUUCCUCCUCAUCUUCCUCCUCCCCUGUCGGAGGCGGCAGUGGAGCUCGCUCGCUCCUGGAGGUGGAGCUGCGCGCGCUGCGCGGCGAGGUGCGGACGCUGCACCGGGCGCGCGGGCGCCUCUCGCAGCAGCUGGCGGGCGUGUGGCGCGAGCGGCGGGCGCUGGAGCUGCAGGCCCGCGCCCUGGCGACCGAGAACGGCGAGCUGCGGCAGCGCGGCGACCUGCUGGAGGAGCUGCGGCGGGAGAAGAGCCGGGAGCUGGGCGAGGCCGUGCGCCGCCUGCAGGACCUGGCCGACGCCUCCCAGGGGGUGCUGGCCGAGGACACCGUGCUCAAGGUGCUCCUCGCUGCCCUGAAGGAGAAAGGAGGAGGAGGAGGAAGAGUAGGAGGAGGGAGAGAGGCAGAGGAGAGGGCAGAGAUUGGGAACCAAGAGGUUUCGUGACAAAGAGGAGGAUGAUGAUGACGACGAUGAGGAAGAGGGAGGAAGAUGAUGGGGUCCUGGUGGAGUGAGCGAACACCGUUGCUGUUGUGGUGACUGGUCGAGACGACAAAAGGAAGACAAACCAACAAAGAGGCAACUGAGGUGCAGUAAAGAUGAGCUACUUUGCCACCUAGUGGAAGACUAGGGUACAACAUCAGCUCGACCGCGGAGAGCCAGAUGAACUAGUAAAAGUCAGAUGCCCAGGCGAGGACCUUGAGACUAAACAUGGCAAGAACAGCUCAGAUCCUCAAGGCCCACUUUAAACUUCUUGAAGUAGUUGAUUAUUCAUAAUUCGCCGCCCCGUUCUCCAUGGCCUUAAUCACUGGAGUAGAACAGCAUUCCGUCUAAGGAAUCAUUGAGAACUAUAAACGUACAAGGGCCCCUCAGACCCUUCAGCCAUUGUGACAUCAUUACCUGAGUCAGUACGGGGUUCUGAGGAGAUAGGGCUGUCAACCCAGAUGGACAGCAUCCACCCCACCCCCGCCCUUAAAAGAACUUGAGACUUUUCUAGAACAUAUUCCAUCUUGAAACACUGAAGCUAUAUAUCAGUAUGUUUUCGAGGGGGAUGUCAUUGAUUGGUCAUUAGUGAAGGCAACAUUAGUUUUUCUUUAUUUUUUUUAUUUUUUUUUAUUUUCGUUUUGUUUUGAUUUUCAGUUCGCCAGACCAUAUUGUUUUUGUGGUGUUUGUUGAGAAAAAAAAGUUAUCUAUUUUUACACGGAUCCUCAAAUCACUAAAAAAAAUAAAAAUGAAUGAGAGCAUCUAUUCUUAUGUAAGUAUUCAGGUAUGGAAAGCAAACUGCUGCAUCUGUUUACAUGGGUGUGUGUGAUGUACAGAUUUCUACUGAUUAAAACCUGUUUAAUUUAACUUA